Bolinopsis microptera is the source of this 1860-nucleotide messenger RNA. Its product is annotated as endonuclease 8-like 1. The record is from RefSeq and is a predicted model, not a curated record. The transcript has a single exon. Gene Ontology annotation, biological process: base-excision repair. Gene Ontology annotation, cellular component: nucleus. Bases 221 to 1693 code for a protein of 490 amino acids. NCBI's taxonomy places the organism in Eukaryota, Metazoa, Ctenophora, Tentaculata, Lobata, Bolinopsidae. Gene Ontology annotation, molecular function: zinc ion binding; DNA N-glycosylase activity; DNA-(apurinic or apyrimidinic site) endonuclease activity.
ACAAAGUUAUCAAUUGAUCAUGUUACUUAUUUUAGGUUACUUGUUUUUGUAGCUUUAUUCCGUUAACAAUUCCAUAUAAUUCAGUAUUUGAUAAUUGAAAUCACCACUAGACUUAUGACAUUCUGUAGAUGAUGUUAAUAAAUAACCUGAAGCACUUGAUUUCAACUUGUACACAAUAUUUCACUCACUGAAUCUACCAUUCAGUUCAUGUCCUGGCACAAUGCCCGAAGGUCCUGAACUCUACAAAGCAGCUACCUUUCUCAACCACAUUGCCUCCCAACACAUCUUUAAGAAGGUCCGCCCUCUCAAGGAGCCAAGUCACAAACACCCUCUUAUUCCAUGGACUAAACCAAGUUUCUCUCUUGCUGGGGAGGCACGAGGUAAGGAAAUCAGGAUUACUUUCACAGAGUUAUCUCUGAAGGAUGAGGUUAAAAAUGAUAAGUUUUUUCCGGAAACUUUAAACAUUCUUCUGACUUUUGGCAUGGCCGGUAGAUUUGCCAUGACAAAGACAGGGGAGACUAGGAAACACUCGCUGUUAAUGUUUGAUACAACAGAUGAUCAAACAUUCUCUUUUGUUGAUACUCGUCACUUUGGAAGGUGGAUACUGACUGACGAGUGGUCUCCCCAAACAAAGCGUGGCCCUAGCAUUAUAACUGAAUACCAACUGUUCCGGAAAUAUUUGUUAUCACUGCUUGAUAAACCAGUGUUUGAUAAGCCAAUAUGUGAGGUCAUGUUGGACCAGCGGUAUUUUAGCAGCAUUGGUAACUACCUCAGAGCUGAAAUCCUUUACCGUCUAGACAUAGACCCUUAUUGUUCAGCUAGAUCAGUUCUUGAGAAUCUGCCGGAAGUUUCGUGUGACAACAACCCGGACCUCCUGAGAAUGUGUCAUGAUGUUUGCUGGGAGGUGAUAAACUUGAAGGGGUCCGGUAAGCCUUAUGACCCGGAGGGUAUAUACGGGGACCACGGUGUGUUUGAGGCGUGGCUGCAGUGUUACAUGGUAAAUGGAAUGGGGAACAGUGUAGAUAAGAAGGGGAGGACUAUGUGGCACAGCUUGAAGUUUGGGAAAGGGAAACACAGCAGACAUACUGUCAAGCCAGUUAAAUCUGAGGAAAAUGAUAGUUUGGAGGAAGAUACCAAGCCCAAACGUAACAGCAGAUCAAGGAAAGUUAAAUCUGAGCCAUUAGAGAAAACUGAAAGUGAAUAUUUUGAUAAAGAAACAAAGCCUAGACGAAGUUGUAGAUCAAAGAAUAUUGAAUGUUAUCCUUCUGAAAACGGCAUCCAAUCAGAGGGGGUGGAUGUGAAAACUGAAAGUGAAUAUUUUGAUAAAGAAACGAAGCCCAAAAAUACUCCCAGAUCAAAGAAAGUUAAAUCUGAGCCUUUAGAUAAGAGUGAGACCACCGAGGGGGCUAACGCAAAAAGAGAGGAAGCAGAGGUGAAAAUUAAAACUGAGCCACAAGAAGUCAUGAACAGUGUUAUUACAGAGGGAGGGAAAGUUAAAAUUGAACCUUAUGAGGUUGUCAGUAAUGAUAUCAACAUUAAACUUGAGCAAGAUGAGGAGUUUGAUGGUAGUGUCAUUAGAAGGAGAUCAGUUAGGUUGAAAAGGGCUGUUAAUCAGGGAAAUUCUGGGGACAUAUCGAAUAAAUCAAAACGAAUUAAGGACACUGACCCCACUUAUAGUCCUUAUUUUAAAUGAAAACAAUUAUCUAAAUUGAAAAGUUUAGUAUUUUACUGAAUUGUUGUUUUCAAUUGUAUCUAUUCAUAGUUUUUAAUGUUCAAUUUAAUCAAUUAAUUUAUCGCAUUUUGUAUAUAUAAGCGUGACCCCGCAAAACAGAUUUCAUCAGCUAAUUUUAUUUUAUAUAG